GCACUAAACGGAAAGUCGAUUGUAAAGUAGAGAGUUUGUGCCACCUCGAGCGUAAAAGCACUAUCGAUAUUCUAAGCUUGCGCAGAUACACCACAAUGAUUCGAAACGUAAACUGCGCAUGAGCAGAAGAUCGAUAGUGCUUUUACUCUUGAGGUGGCACAAACUCCCUAGUGUAUCUGCGCUUGCGCACAAGAUCGAUAGUGCUGUCCGCUAUGGCGUGCCCUAGUUUACGAUAAUCGAUUACCAUGUGUGUCCGCGAUGUUCAUAUGUUCGUUAGAUGUGCUUCUGAGGUUAUGUUGCAAAGUUGAAAAGUUAUAUUUGUAAAUUUGUUUAUUUAUAUAAAUUUAAGUCGUUUUAAACAGUAUAUAUUGAAAAAACAGUAAUGUGUGACGGUCGCUAGUGUUCCACUCCGCUACAUGUGCCAAAAUGUGUUCAGAAAUUGUGCACUGGUGAAAAUUAUUGAAAGUAUUCAUGUUUAUAUCUGGAAAGUGUGUUAGUAGUUAUAGACUAGCAGUCACCUUAACAAGAUGCUACAGGAUAUGUCAAAACCAUGUAUUAAUAUCUUACCAUGGAAGACUUAAUGAUUUCCCUGUACAAACUCUGGUUCCCAAGGUUGCCUUUAGUACUGAAAAAGAAAGUAAAGAAUUGGUUUUACAGGAUUAUUUUAAUUCAGAAAAUAAGGAUAAAGAAACCUAUCUGUGUAUGGUGGACAUGUUUAAGGGAAGAGAUAUUCAUCGACGUGGCCAUGUAGAAUUUAUUUAUGCUGCUCUACGACAUAUGGAAGAAUUUAAUGUUCAUAAAGAUUUGGAAGUUUAUAAAUCAUUAAUAGACAUUCUUCCUAAAGGAAAAUUUAUCCCACAAAAUAUUUUUCAGGCUGAAUUCAUGCAUUAUCCAAAACAACAACAAUGUGCAAUUGAUAUUCUAGAAAAAAUGGAAGAUAAUGGUGUCAUCCCAGAUAAAGAAACAGAGACAAUUUUAUUAAACAUAUUUGGGCGCAGAGGUUAUCCUCUUCGAAAGUAUUGGCGAAUGAUGUACUGGAUGCCAAAAUUUAAAAAUCUAAGUCCUUGGCCUUUACCUAACCCAGUACCUUCUGAUGCUUUUGAACUGUCAAUGAUGGCAAUAAAACGAAUUAGUAGUGUUGAUGUGGAAACAAAAGUAGCUGUUUAUCAGGCUGAAGAUAUUCCUGAAUCUUUGGACAAAACCUGGAUUAUUAGUGCGCAAAGCCCAAGACAAAAAGAAUUAUUGGCUCAGAAUCCAGAAAAUAGUCCCAUAUAUGUUGAAGGUGCAUUCAGAAUAUGGUUGAGGAAUGCUCAAGUUAAUUACUUUAUACUUAGAUCGGAUUAUCAUCAUACAUACGAAGAAGAAAAGGAAGACGAAGAUGAUGUAAGCCGUCUUGAAGUUCCUCUAGUUAACCAACCUACCAGUAAGAUUGUUCAGGCACCAUCAGUUCAUGAACAAGAAGAUGGGACAAUUUUAGCUGUUUGUGCCACUGGUACUUCAAGUAGAGACUCUCUGUUGUCAUGGAUACGACUUUUAGAACGUGAUGGAAAUCCAUCUCUCAGUAGAAUGCCUGUCUUGUUUACAUCUAAAUCACCAUUAGGAGCAGUGAUUCAGUUAGAAGAUGUAAAGGCUGAAUAAAAAUAUAUUAUUCAAAUAAUUCUGUAAGAAAUGCAUAGAUAUUACUUAUAUGUACCCCAGAAAACAUAAUAUUUUGAAACAAUAGCUUUAUUAUUUAUUAGUGACCUCCUCCAGGUGAUCACCUCC
This is a messenger RNA of Gryllus bimaculatus (two-spotted cricket), 1764 nucleotides long. The record is from the annotation of a GenBank genome assembly. NCBI's taxonomy places the organism in Eukaryota, Metazoa, Arthropoda, Insecta, Orthoptera, Gryllidae.